CUACAACAAUGUGAAGAGUCGUUUCAAGCGCUUUGGCAGUGCCAAGGUCCUGAAAAACCUGUACAGAAAGCACCGUCUGGAGAGCGGCAUGGGCUUCGACCUCCUAGGUGGAGGCUUUUUUGAGUCAAACCUGGAGAAUGAAGGAAGUGUUUCAGGCAGUGACUCAGCAUUCUACAGGCAGUCAGAAGGACAUAGCAUGAUGGACACCUUGGCUGUUGCCCUAAGAGUAGCUGAAGAGGCCAUCGAGGAAGCCAUUUCCAAAGCAGAAGCCCAUGGGGACAGCCUGGACAAGCAGAAUGAGGCCAGUUACCUGCGAGACCACAAGGAGGAGCUAACUGAGGAGCUAGCCACAACAAUCCUGCAGAAGAUCAUAAGGAAGCAGAAGAGCAAGAAUGAACAGCAAGUGGAGGAGCCAGAAUGGCAACAACCCCAGAGUUGCAGCACAGAAGUGGCAGACGAAGCAGUGGGAGGAUCUCCAGCACCCCGUACCCUCUGGCGGUCCCACUCUGCGUUCUCAUUCACUGGAGAAGAUUCCCGGAAGCCCUCUUCCCCGGGGACUGUGUUGAGGCAGCAGGUGGCCCGGGGCCAGCAUCCAAGGGAGGAGCGUGCUCUGCCCAGCUGGAAGAGCAUGGACAGGCUGGAUGGAACUAAUCUGGCCCCGGUUUUGCAGAGCCCUGACGGGAACUGGGUGGCCCUGAAGGAUGGCACUCUGUCCCCAACCCGCCUGCUGGCCAAACCUAAAAGUGGGACAUUUCAGGCCCUGGAGGUGGCUUCCAGUGCGGCAUCUGCCUAUGAUGAGAUGGGUUCUGACAGCGAGGAAGACUUUGACUGGAGUGAAGCCUUGAGCAAGCUGUGUCUGCAGUCCCAGGGCCUGCCCAGGCACCGCCAGCCUGCACAGGCCCAGGACUCUGGCCAGGGUCCCUCAGCCAUCGCUCCCUCCUCUGUGCUCUCCCCCAACCCUGAGGCCGGGAGCUCUGACUCAGAGACCUCCUCAGCAGGCUCUUCUCGGGAAGCUGGACAUCGGGCCAGGCUGUCCUGGAUGCAGAGGAAGGGCCCCAAGAACCCUGCAGCAGAAAGGAUGCACCUCCAGGGAGAUCUGGAUGUGAACUUCAACCCCCAGGUGGCCAGUGGUGAGACCUCGGACAGCAGUGAGCCAGAAGAGGCCCUCCACACCGUAGACCGGCGGGCCGGGAGGUGGAGAAGGGCCCGAGUGGGCUCAGAGGAGCCAAACAAGGAAGCAUCCCCCCCCACAGCCCACUCGCAGGAUCUGCACACGCAACAGGUGUUUGAUGAUUUGUCAGAGACUGACAUCAGCACUGAGGCUCAGCACUCCCGGACCAGCACAGACACCGCAGAGGAGAAGCUGAGAAAUAGGUUAUACGAGUUAGCCAUGAAAAUGAGUGAAAAGGAGACUUCUUCAGGGGAGGACCAGGAAUCUGAGCCCAAGACAGAAUCUGAGAACCUGAAGGAAAGUCUGUCUUCUGAGGAAAACAACCAGAGUGUCCAGGAAGAGCUGAAGAAGAAGUAUUCUGCUGUUUCUCUCUGCAACAUCUCCACAGAAGUCCUGAAAGUCAUCAAUGCCACAGAGGAGUUGAUAGAGUCUGCAGAGCCCUGGGAGUCCCCACCUGCCCCUUGUGACAGAGAAAAGGGGACAUUUCCUCUUGGGACAGAUCAAGUGAGACUGGAUGAGCAGCUGACUUCACUGGAAGAAAACGUGUAUCUGGCAGCAGGCACUGUGUAUGGACUGGAGGGCCAGCUGACUGAGCUCGAAGAUGCUGCCCGCUGCAUCCACAGUGGCACCGAUGAAACCGAGUUGGCAGAUCUAGAGGACCAGGUGGCUGCAGCUGCAGCCCAGGUGCACCAUGCUGAGCUCCAGAUUUCUGACAUCGAGAGCCGGAUUUCAGCCCUGACCAUGGCGGGCUUAAACAUCGCGCCAUGUGUGCGCCUCACCAGAAAACGGGAUCAGAAGCAAAGGAGUCAGGUACAAACUAUAGACACGUCAAGGCAGCAGAGGAGAAAACUGCCUGCUCCGCCAGUGAAAGCUGAAAAAACAGAGACAUCUUCAGUGACCACCAUUAAAACAUUUAACCGCAACUUCAUUCUCCAAGGCUCCUCAACAAACAGGCCUACAAACAGGAAGAGCACCACCAAGGACUUGAUGGAGCCCGCUCCAGAGUGUGCUGUGAUGGACUAAUGCCAUGGAGCUCCACUGCCAGUGACCCACUGCCUCCGGCCGUACACGACAGUGCCUUGACCCAACAGCCAUCGAGUACUGUAGGGAUUUCCCCCUGAGGAGAGGGCUCGGG
Castor canadensis (American beaver) is the source of this 2306-nucleotide messenger RNA. Lineage: Eukaryota; Metazoa; Chordata; Mammalia; Rodentia; Castoridae. The record is from RefSeq and is a predicted model, not a curated record.